AGCCGGUGACUGCCACGCCAAAAAUUCUGGAAUCUCGAGACUGAUCCUGAUCGGGGCUUUCGGCCGAUGGUUUUAGUCUUACGUUGGCAGUUGAUCGGUGAAGAAAAAGCGCAGUGCAAUGAUGAUCAAAUUUAUUGUGCCCUGUGUUGUGCUUCUGUGUUCCAUUUCGGCACUGAAAAUAAAAUUCCCGGCGUAUUUAGAUCAUCGACAGGCAGAUCCCUGGUACCAUCGCAAAUGUCUUACGGAAACUACCACCUCAACGAUCUACGAAGCGGAACGCACCAUCAUUCCAACGGAAACGGUUACCUCAACUACGACCACUACUAGUGCCACGAUUGUAACUUCCAUCGAAAAAGUAACGGUAACGCUUCACCCAUCCGAUGUGACGACCACCUACACCCACACUCCGACCGUUGUCGUUACGCCUUCGCCGGUUACAGUUACGGAGACCAUCACCGAUACGAUCACUCUGAGCUCAACGCCCAUGAUAUCGAUCGAAACAAUGGUUACAACGUUAACGACGACCUUAACAGAUGUUUUGACGACAAAGGCCACCAUCUACGAAACACACACGGCUUUCAACUAUGAGACGGUUACAACCACGGUACUGUUGGACUCGGAAAAGUUAAUGAGGACAGCUGAAUUGAUCAUUCCUACGAAAAUCAUUCACGAAGCACCCUACUCGAGAUCACCGGAAGGACAAGAAUACGGUCUUGAGAACCUACUUGAAUAGAUCGGAACAAAAAUGUCAUAGCAUUGCUUUAUAUUUCAAUAAAAUUCUAUGUUAAGCUUUGUAAA
Messenger RNA from Uranotaenia lowii, 798 nucleotides. RefSeq lists its product as uncharacterized. The transcript is spliced from 2 exons. The coding region runs from base 119 to 733 and encodes 204 amino acids. The record is from RefSeq and is a predicted model, not a curated record. NCBI's taxonomy places the organism in Eukaryota, Metazoa, Arthropoda, Insecta, Diptera, Culicidae.